Messenger RNA from Talaromyces proteolyticus, 1263 nucleotides. Its product is annotated as pyridoxal phosphate-dependent transferase. Gene Ontology annotation, molecular function: catalytic activity; pyridoxal phosphate binding. Bases 1 to 1263 code for a protein of 420 amino acids. The transcript is spliced from 2 exons. Gene Ontology annotation, biological process: biosynthetic process. The record is from RefSeq and is a predicted model, not a curated record. NCBI's taxonomy places the organism in Eukaryota, Fungi, Ascomycota, Eurotiomycetes, Eurotiales, Trichocomaceae.
AUGCACAACAUCGAAACCUUCGAGCUCAUCAAAUGGGUGAACGACCAUUUCCCCAACACGCUCUACAGCUUCUUCGGCUCUGCUCCUGUUGCUCUGACGCUUGAGAGUCUUGUCUCCCUGUCGACUGACCCAGAAACCACCACCAGAAAUCUAGAAUCGCUCAAUUCACUUUCUUUAGAACUCCCUACCAGUUUUAUAAUCCGUAAAUCCAUCGCUACGGCUAUAUUCAGCGACACUGACGGUGUCACGACAGAGCAUGUCCUAACGACUGCGGGCUCCACUGGGGGCAAUGCGGUGGUCAUGCAGUCACUGUUGCAGCCCGGAGACCAUGUUAUCGUGCAGUACCCCACAUUUGGCCAAUUGCUAGCGAUUCCAAAGGCACUUCCUGGCGUGAAUGUUUCAUUGUGGAAAAUGGACCCCACGAAGGGCUGGGAUGCAGAUAUUAAUGAGCUGGAAGCCCUCGUUCAGAAAGGCAAAACCAAGUUGCUUGUCUUGAACAACCCGCACAACCCUACCGGAUCUUCUCUCACGGGUAAAAGACGACGCCAGAUUGUGGAUAUAGCCAAGAAAUACAAUAUCUGGUUACACGUGGACGAGAUUUUCCGCCCUCUCUUUUACGACUCCGAAGUUGAUUCGUCUUCGUUUCUAGAGUUUAGUGAUGAAUACCCCCAAAUAGUUGUUACCGGGUCAUUAAGCAAAGCCUGGGCCCUAGCGGGCCUCCGAGUCGGCUGGGUUGUCACCAAAGAACGGCGCGCACUUCGGGCUUUCCACAACAUGGCCAAGUAUCUAUCUGGCGAAUGUGGCGCUCUUGACGAAGCCAUCGCCGUCGAGGCCUUGUCAUCUCGUUGUAGGGGUAAUAUUCUACAGAGACAACUUCACCAAGCACAGACCAACAUAUCAAUCCUUGAAAAGUUCGUGCAGCGUAAUGUGCCAAAGGUAGCAUGGACAAAACCUACCUCUGGUGCAACAGCCUUUGUACAAUUUCGCAAAGAUGUCGAUAGGCCAGUGGACGAUAUCGACUUCUGUGAAAAACUAAAAGCCGUGAAAGGUGUUUUAUUGGUACCUGGAAGCUUGUGUUUCGGAGAUGGGUCAAAGGAAACCGGUGGGCAAGCAGGACAGGACAUCAAGGGGUUUGUGCGCUGGCACUUGACGGGGAGUACCGAGGUCAUGGAGAAGGGGAUCACUGAAAUUGAAGCAUUUUUGAAUGACGGAUUUGAUAGAGUCAAAGCUGCACCGCAGUUACCCCAUGUUUCUCGACUUUGA